AUGUUCCGACUUUUAACUGCCUGCUGGUCUCGUCAAAAGACCACAGAACAAAGGAAUGUGACUAUCAUUGUCGUUGGCUUGGACAACUCUGGCAAAAGUCAUCUUGUGGCAGCCUUUCAAAGAUUAAUCCCUAGCAAGACACACAACAAUAUGAAACCAACACAGACUACACUUCUACUCGAUGAUUAUCAAAUAUCUGUCUAUGACCUGACUGGAGACCUAAAGGGCCAAGAAAAAUGGCCAAGCUACUAUGCUGAGGCACACGGGCUUGUUUUUGUCGUGGAUUCUAGCGACGUAGCACGCAUACAGGAAGUGAAGAUCGUCUUAACGCGUAUAAUGUUUGAUAAACGGAUGUCAGGGAAGCCCAUCUUAAUCCUGGCAAACAAACAAGACAAGAAGAAUGCCCUCUUGCCUUGUGACAUCAUUGAAUAUUUGCUUCUGGAAAGGCUAGUGAGUGAGACUAAGUCUGUGUGCCGAGUGGAGCCAUGUUCAACUAUGAAAAACCUUUCAAAGAGACACCAGCAGCCAAUAAUUGCAGGGUUGCGCUGGUUAUUAGCUGCCAUUGAGGACCAAUACAAUGACCUUCAUACUCAACAAACAUCCAAUAUGAACAUCUCAACCUCCAAGAACAUCAGAGGCUGUGGAGAAAGAUGUUCAUCAGACAGUGUAGCUAACAGAGCGGGAGUGGUCAAAAGCCACAACAGACAUCAUUUUGAGAAAAGACAACGCCCAGAGGAUAAGCAGCAUGCUGAGCAAAGACACUUUGAGAAAAGACAGCAUUUUGAAUCAAGACAACACCUAAUACAACGCUCACUGGAUGCUAGGCCCCUAAAGCCAAUCCUACAGAAAGAUGGUUUUCGAAUCAGGCCCAAAAAGAAUAUGUCAGUAACAUUUGCUCUGGAUGUAAUCAUGGAGGAAAGUGAAUGUUCUCGGAAGACCGGAGCUCAAACUAUCAAAAAGCCUUGCCGCAGCCAAUGUUAUGAUACACAGACUUCAACUUCAUCUAUUGACAACAAUCUUUUCAAAGCUCAUAGGCCAAAAAAGAGACUAGAUUCCUGGAACACCGAAGAAGAAAUGUUUUUGAAAGAUCCCUGUGGAGGAGCCUUCCGUUCCUGCGGUUAG
Messenger RNA from Acomys russatus (golden spiny mouse), 1122 nucleotides. RefSeq names its product ADP ribosylation factor like GTPase 13A (gene Arl13a). Gene Ontology annotation, cellular component: ciliary membrane; non-motile cilium. The coding region runs from base 1 to 1122 and encodes 373 amino acids. The record is from RefSeq and is a predicted model, not a curated record. Gene Ontology annotation, biological process: receptor localization to non-motile cilium; non-motile cilium assembly. Gene Ontology annotation, molecular function: GTPase activity; GTP binding. Lineage: Eukaryota; Metazoa; Chordata; Mammalia; Rodentia; Muridae. The transcript is spliced from 8 exons.